Molecule: messenger RNA, 10974 nt
Organism: Cygnus olor (mute swan)
Lineage: Eukaryota; Metazoa; Chordata; Aves; Anseriformes; Anatidae
Gene: CELF1
Product: CUGBP Elav-like family member 1
Exons: 14
Coding region: 218-1687 (489 amino acids)
Biological process (GO): mRNA splice site recognition; regulation of alternative mRNA splicing, via spliceosome
Cellular component (GO): cytoplasm; ribonucleoprotein complex; nucleus
Molecular function (GO): mRNA 3'-UTR binding
Source: RefSeq, a predicted model, not a curated record
UGUACAGCAGCAGCCCGCUAGCUAGCAAGGCGCUGUGGCUGGCCUGGUGUGCGUUCGGCAUUUGCUGAGCAGAAUUGAGAGCCAGGGCUUACAGUCUCUGUCGUUCCGUCCGUCCGUCUGUCUGUCUGUCUCUGCGUCUCUGGGGAGGACUGGCGUUCCGAGUGAAAGAGUGAAGACUGGAAGUGUUAGAGAGGUGCGUAGCUGCAGCUCAAAGAAAAUGAAUGGCACACUGGAUCACCCAGACCAACCUGAUCUAGAUGCUAUCAAGAUGUUUGUGGGUCAGGUCCCACGGAGCUGGUGUGAGAAAGAUCUAAGAGAACUUUUUGAACAGUAUGGUGCUGUCUAUGAAAUCAAUGUCUUGCGGGACAGGAGCCAAAACCCUCCUCAAAGCAAAGGGUGCUGUUUUGUUACGUUUUAUACCCGUAAAGCUGCACUAGAAGCACAGAAUGCUCUUCACAACAUGAAGAUUCUCCCAGGGAUGCACCAUCCUAUCCAGAUGAAACCAGCUGACAGUGAAAAGAAUAAUGCAGUAGAAGAUAGGAAGUUGUUUAUUGGAAUGAUAUCCAAGAAGUGCAAUGAAAAUGAUAUCCGAGUGAUGUUCUCCCCCUUUGGGCAGAUUGAAGAAUGCAGGAUAUUACGGGGCCCCGAUGGCCUGAGCCGAGGUUGUGCAUUUGUGACUUUUACAACAAGAGCCAUGGCGCAAACAGCAAUCAAAGCAAUGCACCAAGCACAAACCAUGGAGGGUUGCUCUUCUCCCAUUGUGGUAAAAUUUGCAGACACGCAAAAGGACAAAGAGCAAAAACGAAUUGCUCAGCAACUCCAGCAACAAAUGCAACAGAUCAGUGCUGCCUCAGUAUGGGGAAACCUGGCUGGUCUCAACACACUUGGACCCCAAUACUUAGCACUUUAUUUGCAGCUCCUUCAGCAGACAGCAGCUGCCUCAUCUGGAAACCUGAACACAUUGAGCAGCCUCCACCCAAUGGGAGGACUGAAUGCGAUGCAGUUACAGAACCUGGCUGCAUUAGCAGCUGCAGCCAGUGCAGCUCAGAAUACACCAAGUGGCACUGCUGCGCUCACUUCCUCCAGCAGUCCCCUGAGUGUGCUCACCAGUUCAGCAGGUUCCUCACCUAGCUCCAGUAGCAGCUCCUCUGUUAAUCCCAUGGCUUCUCUUGGAGCACUGCAGACACUGGCAGGGGCUACAGCAGGCCUGAAUGUUAGCUCUCUAGCAGGAAUGGCAGCCUUAAAUGGAGGACUUGGCAGUGGUGGUCUCUCAAAUGGGACAGGUAGCACAAUGGAAGCCCUCACGCAGGCUUAUUCUGGAAUCCAGCAAUAUGCUGCUGCUGCGUUGCCCACGCUCUAUAACCAGAGUCUCUUAACACAACAAAGUAUUGGUGCAGCAGGAAGUCAAAAAGAAGGUCCAGAGGGAGCCAAUCUGUUUAUCUACCAUCUCCCCCAGGAGUUUGGGGAUCAGGAUCUGCUUCAGAUGUUCAUGCCAUUUGGAAAUGUCGUCUCUGCCAAGGUUUUCAUUGAUAAGCAGACCAAUCUAAGCAAGUGUUUUGGUUUUGUAAGUUACGACAAUCCUGUCUCUGCACAGGCUGCCAUUCAGUCAAUGAACGGCUUUCAGAUUGGCAUGAAGCGUCUGAAAGUACAGCUCAAGCGCUCUAAGAAUGACAGCAAGCCAUACUGAGCGCCCCUCCCCUCCGGGACUGGAGUGAGAAGGAUCUUCUGGUAAGUUGGAGAAGAGCGCACUUAGUGAUUCGAAGCCCUAAGGCUGUGUUUUUACAGUCCUGGAAGCUGAUCCAUGCCGUUCUAUCUGGCACAUCUUCCCCUGAAGACUCGGCUGCAGCCUCUGCUGAGAAUCCUGCUUCGAAUGGAGGACAAGUUUGUGCUUUUGUUUCCAGUGUUUUACUUUGGAGUUUAGGUGCCAUAUCGCUGAGGUUUUUUUUUUUUUUCCCUUAUUUGAAGUUUGCUGUGUUUGUAACCAGUGUGUGUUGAGAAGGACCAAUGCCAGCUCCUUGGGGGUCGGGAGGUAAGGUUAAAGGGAGCCGCGGAAACUGACACCACACUGCCUUGGGGUAGAGAAGAGAAGGGGAAGCAGAACUGACACCACACUGCCAUAGGGAGAGGAGAGGGGAAAGCAGAAAUAACACUGAACAGCUGAUGGAAACAAAGAUGGGGAAGGAGAACUUAGUCCAUCCAAGUUUGGGUGAGCAAAGAACCAACUCCAGAUAGCCUCUGUCAUGCCACACCCACUCUUUUAUGCUUCCUUAACUGUAUGCCAUGGUGGGGAAUUAAUAAAUCAUCUCUAAAGCAGGAGACAGGUUGGAAGGGUGAACACAUUAACAAGCCAAAGGAAAACUGCAGUGUUUUUGUUUGUUUUGUUGUAUAUAAAGUAGUGUGUAUGUAGCACUGUGAAUGUACACAGCACUUUAUAAAAUUAUUAGUUAUUGUCUCUGCCCAGAAAACUUCACUAUUUACAGUUGAAUAUUAAUGAGAUGCAGUGAAUUUCUCCAUAUUUAAGAAAACUUAUCUUUUAUAAUUAGCUAAGUUUAGAGCGACAUAGGUUAGAGAGUCUAGAUAAAUACAUCUGGGGCUGGAAACAGGAAACUUUUAAUCCCUGAUAACCUGCAGAUUUUUUUGCCAUUUUUUUUUCCUAACAGUUCAUUGCAUUCUCCAUUUCUGUGGGGUAAUGUCCUUUUUGCAGAAUAUUACUUGGAAUUCAUUCUGAUAAGCAUAAUACGUGCUGUUUGUUUCUCUAUUAAAAUGACUUAAAUUGAGAUACAAAGCCCAGAGUUACCCUGAAACAACUCUUGAGGCUCCUGCUUCAUACGUGUUCUUACAGGAUUUGCUUUCUCAGUCUUUCUGUUGCAAAGAUAAUUGCCUAUUUAAAAGAAAAAGCAACUAAUUUGUGCAGUGAAUUAGUCUAGUAGUUAGGUAUUUCUUUAUACUGCAGUUUUCCUUUAAGGUGGUGUGUACCAGUGCUAAACAGGGCUAAUACCCAGGCUGUGGAACCAGAGCAGAGCAUUGAGACAUUGUCUUGUUCUGCAUUUUGGUACUGUUAUCUUUUAUACUGAAGGAAAAUUGAACACAACCCUUCAAUUAACACACUUUUUUUUUUUUUGCACACUUCUGAAAUUUCUAGUGCAUUGCUAAGGGCCUCAUACACUGGUUUUAGGGGACUCAGAGGACUUUUGACACUCUGGCCUGAGUUGUUUUAAGAAAUCAGUAGAGUCCCAUGUUAUAACCAUUAAAAUCCACCUCUGUCACAAGAGGAAGUUUACAAUUUCUGUGUGUCUAACAGAAUUUCAAUUUACCUCAUAUUUUCUCCUCUUCCUUGUUUCCUUUGUAUUCCCAGUUGUUGAUGCUGUUUCCCAGGGCAUAAGCUAACAAACACUGCUGUCUGGGAGCCAGCUGCUAAAUAAUGUGUGUGGAGUCAGACAUAGGGUUUGGACUGUCUGUUCUGCUCCAGCAGGAGGAGCACUAAACCCAUCAAACCUGACUGAGAUCAUGUUCAGAAUUUGUGCACCCACGCGUGGUCGUCUGUUGGGAAUGUCAUGCAUUCCCAGGGAUCUCAAACCUUAGAAGUAGAAGGCCUGACCCAUAGCAUCCAAGAAGAGCCCUUUCCAUUGUUAAAUUGAAAAUCAAACAGUUGAUGCCUGUCCAUACUGAUGGCAGACAGGUAAAUCUGUCAGUAUUAACACAGAUCAUUUUGUGGUGGCAAAGGUUCAAAGGCCAGAUUGCCAAAUUUCCCAGUUAUGCUGGCAUGUGGUACCCUUCAAUGUUAAUUAUUUGGAUCUCUCUAGUAACGUAAACACUUAAGUGAACCAUGUACACUUGAAUUCUGCACGAUGGGAAAGAUGUGUCCUGGUUUUCUGAGAAGAGUGUUGGAGUGUGAAGGCCUCCAGGGUGAUAAUGGGAUUUUUUAUAAAUAAUAUACUUUUCAAAAAAAAUAAGAAAAAAAAUAGAAAAAAAUAGUUGGGAGCAGCUGCUCCAGGUGCAACCUGCUGUAACCAAGAAUGUUGUUUCUAUUUUUAUAGAGUUUUAUACCGCUCCAGGGUGGAGAAUAUUUAUUACCUAAAUUAUUUCACUGGAAAAAAAAAAAAGGCCAGGGUUUUGUAGAAUCCUGAAUGUGAUUGUUUUACACACAUAAUAAUGUGCAUGAUUGAAACUACUGAUUUUCAGUGGCCUGUUUGCAGCCCGACAACUGCCAAAUGGGGAAGAUGAACGCUGUGAACCAGUGGAGGAGAGCACUGUGCUCUGGGGUCUCUACAGUCACUCUUACCUUCUUUGCGCCCUACCCCACUGUGCUGAGAACUUUUUCCUGUUUUUCUUUUAACCUGAUGCUCUGACCUCUUUAGUAGUCAUUUCAGUUGUCCAAAAUUAGACAUUUUAGCUUCUGCAUCCUAUAGCGUGUCCUCAGUACUGUGACUUACAGAUCAAGCUUGGCAUUGUUGCAAAUAGGUGCAACUCCUGUUGACUUCAGGAGAUUCACCAGUUGACGAUGUGGCUUAGUUUGGUCAGUGACUCCUCCUAGACAUAACCACCUUAGACACCUAACUUGGGCUAGCUCUUGUGCCUUACUGGCGUAACUGUAUUAUAAGUAUUGCCAAAAAGAAAAGAAACAAAAUAUCUAUGCAGCUUAAAUUCUAAAAGAUGUGAUCCUCAGAUGGUUUGAAUCAAUGCAGUUCUGCUUUCUUCAGUAGAGCUGCAUCAAUUUUCACCAGCUGAAGAUGUUGCCCUUUUUCUGUAUUUGUUUGAGAUUUCCCUUUUUUUGGUGUAUCAAUGUAUAUGUUGCCAAAGUUAAUAAAUGUAUCAAGUUUGUGAUUUGGGCAGAUUUUUUCUGUUAACAACUGAUCAGAUAAAGUCAACAUUCCUGUGUCUGUUUGGUGGCUGCUGCUGACUAUAGAGAUUUAUGUUCCUCUUGGCUUCCAGUUUUCUUUCUCAUUCAUUGUCAGGAAAGUCUAGGAUUUGGGGGGGCUUGAGGAUUCAUUUUAUUUUUUUCCUAUUUUUAAUUCCUUCAUGCUCUUAUUCAAGCACAAAGCAAAUCAGUCAGCUCUUGGGACCUCAUGGGGUAAACUGCCCAAAACAAAUGAGUUGGUUCUGAUGAGCAGCUGGUGUAAAGGAAUCUACCAAAAUUCUUUGAGUAAUGCUUAGAAAUAAUCCUGAUGAGGAAAUUGCCUGCAGAACGACAAUGUAAUAAUAAUUUUAAAAGUGUGCUAGUAUAGGUUAGGAACCAUGAGACUGGAAGGAAUGUUAUAAAGGAACAAGAAACGGAAGUAGCAAAACCAUUUGAGGCAAACUUGACUCUCCCCUCAGUAUUUUAAUAUUGGAAAUUAUAAUCAGAUAGGUUUCUGUAUUAUAAUCUGUUCUUGUGCCAAAUGCUUUAUUUCCUGGAUUGUACAAAAGGAGUUGGGUGAGUUCAGAUAAACUGCAGAGGGAUUGGCUUAACUAGCCCCGUGGGCAAAACAUUCUGGAAACUCAAACCAAAGAGUCUGAAUUUUCUACAACAAAAGCUAGUAAGAUGUCUGAUAAAAUAGAAUUACAUGUUAUGUGUGUGACAAGGAAGUACUUAAGUAUUUUCUAGAAGCAAGAUGGAAAUGCUGGUAUAUUUCAUAGAUUUGUCUCAGAAGACCUUUGAUUUUACUAGAUAUACCGUAAUAAGAUGAAAGUAUUAUGAACAAUUGAAAUCUUAGUCUAAUGUUGCUUAGUAUCUAUCUGGUACUAUAGCAAACAAACUCAUAGAUUCUUCAGCCCCCUAGAUAAUCAACAGUCCAAAAUAAGAUAUCUCCCUCUAACUUUUUUUCCCCCUCAAUUGUACAAAACUUGCAUUUUUAGAAAAUGCCUUUGAUACAUAGUCAUUAAAUUUAAAGCCUAAGCAGAAUGAGAAUUAGAAUUUCUCAGAAGUAUGAGAUGUUGAUGAAUUUAUUCUUGUAUUUUAGUGAUGAAACAGUUUACUAGCUGUGGGCUCUAUCGUCUGGAAAACAGAUGCCUCAAAAAUUCCUAGCAACACAGAACUCUACAAGGAAAAAGCUUUACACCUAAAUAAUAAGUUAGGAGUGAUAGGUUCUUCUUGUAUCAUACAAUUAACUAAAAUGUUUCUUGUUAAUAGUUGAGAGUUAGGGAAGGACAGCCAAGCAAAAUCCAUCUAGUUAUAGAACUGUUCUAGCUGUUUCAUUUGGAAGCACCUAAAAGCAACUUGAAUAAAGCAAAUUGCAGUUGAAGGGUGCAGCUAUGAACAAGUAAAAUGCUUUGAGAGCUGCUUGUUGCAAACACUUAAACGUAAGGAUACAUCCCUGCGCAGGCUUACCACAAAGUAUAACAUACAGAAUGCUGAGUAGUUGCAUUACAUUAUCACAAUUGCGAGAAUAAAACAAGGACAAAAUUAAAUAACUUUCCCUAAGUCAUUCAGUUCUCAUUCAGCUUCUCUUGGCUCUGCUGUUGUAGGCCAGUCCUUCCUAAUAGCUUUAAUGAAUCUUGGACUUUCCCCUCAAAAUUGCUGAGUGAAAUACUUAAUCUAUCCAAAAAGCCUAAAGAAAUUGCACACACAAUUCCUAUGAUGCAUGCUAGAUGUCACUUGAUUUCAUGCCUUUUAUUUGUUCUCAUGCCUCAGAGUUCAUGAUGCAUUUGCCUUUGUGGUUUAGGACUGAAACCUCACAGCUGUCUGCAAAUUAUCUAGAGUAUUUCUAGAACUACAGAAAUAACUGCAAGAGCUGCAUUGUACUCUGCUGUGGUUGGUUUAAACUCCAUAUCAAGUCCUUUCUCUAAAUUGGAAAGUACAAAGAGAAAUUUUAUUUUAGCAUUUCUGGUAAGUUUUGCAGGUUUAGUGGGUUACAUGCUACUUUUUGCUCUGGCACUAGAAUGCAAUGCUUUAUAUUUUCAAUCGUGCUAUAAAUGCUAUAUGAAAGUCUCAUCUUGCAUUAGUCUGUAACCUGUAGCUUUGAGGGGUGCUGAAAAUGUAAGGCAGCAAACGAGAGAAAGUGGAGUUCCAGGGACGGGGGUGAAGAAAAACCUUUUCUCUCCCCUGCCUCCCACAUUCUUCCCAAAAUGUUUCUUCUGUUUUGCAGUUCAGAGGCUGAGGGGAGGAAGCAAAGUUGUAUCACAUAAUAUAAGAAUUAAUGUAUUUAUAAACUUUGUGAAAGCUUCAGGAAAUGCAUUUUUCUACUCAUCAAACUGGCAACAGUGACUGUAGAGCUUCUCAGAGCCCAGAAUCCCCUCCUCACAAAGUCAGGGAGCUGGAGGCUGUUUAUAUAAAGGUUGGGAGAGGAAAAUCCCUGUGCAGGUCUAACGAUAUGAAAAGUGCUCAGCUAGGACAAGUCUUAACUUGCAGUCAAGUCUUAAGGAAUUCUUUUCUAAUAUGUAGGGUUUUUGGUUCCACUUAUGUCUUGUGUAAUCUUUUUUUUCCCCCUGUUCCAAACCACCUAACCCCAGUUUCAUGGGCUCCUAGGGAAUGAGAAGGGACUGUAGCUGAAGGAAAGAACAUGGAUUUCCUGGGCUGCCACUGCCUAAGAACUUACCAUGUUAGGAUGCUGGAAAAGUCUCAGCUGUCAAACCACCUGUGAAUCCCUUGUGUCCUGUCUUGUCUCAAUCUCUGUGGGCAAACGUGAGCCCUGGAGCCAUAUUUUUGGAGUCAGUCUCCUGGGGAGAGUGCUUGCUCUGUUAUUCUCUUAAACAGAGCUAAUAGAGACACUGGGCACGGGACAAGGUGAAUGCAUGCUAGUCAACAUGUCACUUGGCUGUGGAGUGCUCCACAGACUGGAUGUUGAGGGAAAUUGAGGUCUCUGCUUCCAUUUAGUUUCUGGCAGUUUGAUGUUUACUUGGUGUCCUUCAUGUACUUUGACUUUUACUUGUCCAUCGUUGGCAUGUGCUGCCCUUCCCUGUCAACUCCCUUCCCCAGGAGGUCUCAUUGUACAGUGCCCAUUCUUGUUCUCUCUCUCCUCGUUUGGAUGUACUGCUCUGUGUAACUCAGUGGGUCUCCCUCUUUCUGGUUUGUUUUUUUUCUAGAUUCCUGCCGUUUGUUCAUCGUUGUGCCUAAAGCAUGUCGAUGUGGCGUUCAAGUACAUCGUCCAAAUCCUUGUCUCUUCAGCUUCUCUGAUGCUUGAACUCUCACCUUUGACCUUGUGUUGACUUUUGAUGCUGAUGUGUAUUUUUAUUAUGUUUGUUUCUUUCUUUGUUUUUUUUUUUUUUGUGCUGCCAAAUUGGUUUUGCUAGAAAGACUGCUGAAGGGGGAAUAUUUAAACUUGCAUUUGAAUAUAAAAGAAUUUCUAUUUUUCUAGACCUUCGUAAGAUAACCACUUGAUUUUGUGAAUCUGAUUCUUUGUAAUUGUCUUCAGAGCAGCCUUGCUAGCAUACCUUGUGGAGUAUUUGUAUUUCUGUGAACAUACAGCCAAUCACUUUCUAGGCUUAGUUUUUUCUGUGUGCUUAGUUUUAAAAACACAGUUUUGAAGAAAAAGUCAAUUAUGUGGUGUGACUCAAUCUUUCAGGAGACUUCCUAGUCACAUUUUGCUGAUCUGGUUUCUGUGCUUGAGGAGACAGCAUGUGUUUUUAUGAGUUCAAACUUGUGACUUGAGUGGCAUCAGCAGAAAACACUUGAAAUACAUUUUCUUCUGAUUGUAGCUACAUUUUUGCCCUGGCAUUUACUGAUUUUUUUAAUUUUAUUUUUCCCCCGCUUCCCUGUGUGAUUAUCAGUCUGCAGUGAAAAUUAGAUCAAAGUUGAUGUUGUAUUUUGUUAAGCCCCAGCAUGCUUGUUUUUUUCGUAACUACAAUCUCCUCAGCAAAAUGUGAUGUUUUCGUUUUAUUCUUUCAAACUGAGAUAGUGCCCAGAAAUGUUUUGCAUGUUUCCUGCUGUUUUCUUCACACCCUCGUAUAUAUCACCUUCACCUCUCUGUUUUCUAUAGUUUGUGCAAAAACUGAGCAAUUUAACGGGUUUCAAAGGUAUCCUUUUAAAUUGGUGUUUUUGGUAUGGCAAAUAUCUGAUCAGAAGCCACCUGAGGGCAUCUACCUGUGCACUUAGACUGUCUGCCUGACAGAGCACCUGGACCUUGUUUCAUCUCCAGUGCUGUCACAGAUUCCUGAGGGCUUGGUUGAAUUGUUCCUGUAGUAGGAGUUUUGGUGGAAGGGGAGAGCUGGGAAGCAGGAAGGUGGGGGAACUUCACAGUAUUUCUGUUUCUAAAGCUCUCUGAAGCUAGGACUCCUUUGAAACACUCUUUACUAGCAUUUUGUAUAAAUCAGGGCACAUUUUUGUGAAGUCCAGCCCCAGCUUAAUACCAUCAAUCAGACCUUGGUGGCAGGAUCCUGGAAGGAUCUAGGGUAGCUCUUGAAAUAAAGUGUUUGAAAUCUUCUAGAGAAAGCAUUUUUAAACCUGGUCAUACAACUGCUGGCUCUUUUCCCAAGUGACAAGCACAAUACAACAGCCUCUGAAGCUGUUACCUGAACAGGGUACCAUCCCCAGCUCUCUUCUCAAGGGCCUUAGCUGGGGAAUCUCUACGGAGAUUUUUUAGUUUUUGUUUAGUUUUUAAUUGGGUAAUGAGCUAAGCAGUUUUUUCUAGCUUGCAGGAUGAAAGAGAACAGGUUACUGCAUUUUGUGUGGCAGGCUUCCCCCUACCCUACAUACGAUCUGCACAGGUAGAAACUGGGACGUAGCUUCUAGAUGAAGGCACCUGAAGAGUGUGCGCUGUGAUGAAGUUUCAGUUGGAAGGCAAAGUGAGCUAGUUUAGGUAUCUUAACAGUAUAAAAUAACGUGAAGUGAAAUCCCAGGAGAAAGGGGUUUGCUGAGAAAAUGAAUUGUUUGAUUGUAUAGAAAUCUUACUUUUGUCCAGUGUUUGGGAUAAUGAAGAUGCGAAAGGAUUUAUCCUCCUACCCUACUCCUGAGUUGGCUGAGGGUACUCUAUAUUCUCAAUAGAUACUGGUUAGAUUUGCGUAGAAAGUCCCUAAUCUGCUUGAGACAGAACAAUUUUUGGAUAUGGUACAUAUACCUGGGAGUGAAGUGUGAGGCUGGGUGAGAAAAGGAUAGAGGCUUGUUUAUUUUGGAGGUAGGGUUGUGGGCUGGCUGCUGUCAUUCCCACAGUCUGAUUGCACAGGGCUGGGUGUCACUGGGGGGCACUGAUACCCUGCAGUGUAUUGAGUAACUGCCAAUACAUUUCUGUACGUGCGCAUUUGGUUCCAUAAGGAACUCUGGGGAAACCUGUGGAAAAAUAUCCGAAGAAAACCAAAAUGCCAAACGUUGGAUGUUUCUUUCCUUUCUUAUUUCCUUUUCUUCCUUUGGUUGUUUUAAUUGUUCUGUGGUGGUUUUAAUGGAUUUGAGACAGUGGAGCAGCAGCUGCCUUUCUGAUUUUUGGCUGCUUUUUGUGAAUAAUUUAAAAAGAAAAUUUACAUUUUGGAGACAAACCUGUGGGCUUUUUUAUUGGUACAAACAUUGUAUUUAACACUAGGGGUUUUGUACAGUUUUUUGCCUUUUCUACUAGAAAACAAUGUAAAGUGAUUCACAAUGUGAUGAGAAAACAAAUUGCCACUAUGACCAAAUGUAGAGUCUGUUCUGCAGUAACGGAAUUUAAUCAACUCGAAGUCGUGGUUCAGUCGUAGAAAUGCUUUUCUUUACCUUGUUUGAGCUGUUCCUUUUUCCUUGUUUUGAUUUGCAAAACAAAAUGUCUUUUUGUGUGAAAUUGUGUUGUACUCUGUAGAGAAUUACGGAUUUUACUUUAAUGGUUUCAAAAGUAGAGGAGCACAUGUUGCUUUUCUGAUCUGAUCGCAGAGUUUGUGUAGUGGAUUUAAAAUGAAAAGAUUUGUUACAAGUUUGGAACGAGCGAGUAUGUGUUAAAGGAAUUUUCUUCCUUUUGUGUGUGUGUUUUUUUUUCUUUUUGUCCCAAAGGGCAACUUAAAGCUGUUUUAAUUGCACAGACACACCGACAACAAGUCAUUUUGUAUAUGCCAAGUGUGGUACCUUCCUUUGUUUAUUUGCUAUUAAACUGUUUGAGAAGA